This is a messenger RNA of Talaromyces marneffei, 1203 nucleotides long. RefSeq lists its product as uncharacterized. Gene Ontology annotation, molecular function: alpha-1,2-mannosyltransferase activity. The coding region runs from base 1 to 1203 and encodes 400 amino acids. Gene Ontology annotation, biological process: protein N-linked glycosylation; protein O-linked glycosylation; cell wall mannoprotein biosynthetic process. The record is from RefSeq and is a predicted model, not a curated record. The transcript has 4 exons. Gene Ontology annotation, cellular component: Golgi apparatus; membrane. NCBI's taxonomy places the organism in Eukaryota, Fungi, Ascomycota, Eurotiomycetes, Eurotiales, Trichocomaceae.
AUGGCCAUCGCAAGGCCAAUUCGGCUCCUUGGAGCAGUCGGCAUUCUAGGAAUUUUGCUGGUCCUGUACAGAUUAUCGCAAACAUCGCAAAUACCAUCGAUAGCGGGGAUGGCAAAUAUAGGCAGAAUAACAGAUGGCAUGAAAAGAGAUCCUUUACUAGACCCAACCGGGGAACCUGAGGGUAUAUUAUGGCGAGCUGAAGAUAAUGAUUACGCCCCCGACAGCGAGAACUCCGCACGUAUCAAUGCGACGCUUCUUUCGUUGGUACGCAAUGAGGAGCUCGACGAGCUUGUCACGACGAUGAAGGAUCUGGAGCGCACAUGGAACCACAAGUUCAACUACCCCUGGACUUUUCUGAACGAUAAGCCUUUUACGGAGGAGUUUAAGCGCAAAACUCGGGAGGUCACAAAGGCAAAGUGUAUUUAUGAACAAAUCCCCGCAGAUCACUGGGAAGCUCCCGAAUGGAUCGACGACGAUCUAGUCCAAGAGUCGAACAAAUUCCUCGAAGAACAGGGUCUCCAAUACGCCAGCAAAGCCUCAUACCACAAAAUGUGUCGAUGGAAUAGUGGCAUGUUCUACAAGCAUCCAGCUUUGGCUAACACGCAAUACUACUGGCGAGUCGAACCAAAAGUUCAAUUCUUCUGCAAUGUCGACUACGACGUCUUCCGCUACAUGCAAGACCAUAACAAGACCUAUGGGUUCACAAUCAACCUCUUCGAUGCACCGGAAAGUUUGCCUACUCUCUGGCCCGAGACAGAGCGCUUCCUUGCCGAACACCCCGAAUACGUCUCCGAGAAUAACAUGAUGGAAUGGCUUGUGGAUGACAAGUUGCGACCAGAACAUAACAAGAAGGCCAAUGGAUACUCUACCUGUCAUUUCUGGUCGAAUUUUGAGAUUGGUGAUAUGAACUUCUUCCGUAGCGAAGCCUACGAGGCUUACUUCAACCACCUUGAUCGUGCUGGAGGGUUCUUUUAUGAGCGAUGGGGCGAUGCACCUGUUCACUCGAUUGCUUUGGGUCUGUUUGCGGAUGCAAGCAAGGUUCAUUGGUUCCGAGACAUUGGCUACCGUCACAUCCCCUACUUUAACUGCCCCAACUCACCCAAAUGCUCAGGCUGCACACCCGGCAAAUUCUACGAGGGAGAAUCUUUCCUAGCUAAAGAAGAUUGCCGCCCCAACUACUUCAAGUACGUUGGAACUCAUUGA